AUGGACUCAUCAAACGCUUCCUCCUCCUCCUCCUCUACAUUAUUCAUCAUCCCGGACACCCCCCCAUCGGAGAGGGAGCUGAACUACUGGGAACAGCAGAAGCAGCAGAAGAAGCAGCAGAAAAGCCUCAGCUCGGCUGCCACCUCUGCUGCUACAGCUGUCGCCUCCACCUCUGGCGCCUCCUCAUCCUCACCCCUAAAGAUGCAGGGAAUAUUUGUUCAACGUGAGGAUAAGAAAGAAGUCAUCAUACCAGACACCAGCCCUCUCCCGCAAGCUACACCGGCUACUUGGGCACCACGCCGAGCGGCCCUCACAUCGGUACCCGCCGCCAAGCAGCCGGUGAAGCGGAGGCUGGUCUUUGAUGACGAGCCCGCCGUCCUCACUCAAUCAAAGAAACGUGCGGCGCAAGAGCACGACAGCUCCAUGACGCCUCUUUUGCGGGAGGAGGAGGAGGAGGACGAGUUGGACGUGGAGACGGAGGACUUCCUUGCCAUUAUAAAUCGUCAUACUGAGAAACCGUGGACGCCUCUCCGGCAGUUGGUGGAGGACACGGCGUACCCCAUCGUGGGGGUACGGGAGAUUACAAACCAACAUGGUCACCGCAUUGUCUUAAAAGUCCAUUUAACAUCUGUACGGCUGACGGACAUAUACAUGCCGGAGAGGUAUACCCACAGUUUAACGUCCAAAGACAUUGAAAGUUUUAAAAGAAAUUGUAAAUCACUAUGUCUGUUUGUGAAGCAUGUUAAUGCUUUUUUGACAGACAUAAAAAUUGUUGAGUGCAAAAUUAGCAAAUUUGGCAUUUAACAAUAUUUAUGUCGGUGAGCAUUAACAUGUUUUG
This is a messenger RNA of Nilaparvata lugens (brown planthopper), 838 nucleotides long. RefSeq lists its product as uncharacterized. Bases 1 to 804 code for a protein of 267 amino acids. The record is from RefSeq and is a predicted model, not a curated record. Lineage: Eukaryota; Metazoa; Arthropoda; Insecta; Hemiptera; Delphacidae. The transcript has 2 exons.